UUUCUCUCUCCUUGGAUACCAUUCCAAUCUGCCUCCAGGCGGUUUCAUUCCGUCCGGCGGGAUCAUUAGACAGAAGGAGAUUAGUUGGCAUCAUGGUUAGGUCAGGGAGGACGGGAGAUUCUUCACGAAACGAGAAAGCGAGAGAAAGAGAUCAAGUAGUGCUAACCUCGACAAAAGUAGAUGGCCGAACUAAUUCAAAUGCAAGAAAACAACCGAGUCAGGGAGGUCCUUCCAAACCUAGUCCUGUAGGCAAGCCUGUGACUGCAAUUACGAAAUUGGCAAAAAAACCACAGGCCUUAGCUGAAUCAGAAGAAAAAGAGCCAUCUUCAACAACAACCUAUGAUGGCGUAAAACAAGAAGAGAUAACCUCAACAACAAUCCACAAGGAUACUCAUCCAGAACAACCAGAGGUUACCUCCACAACAGUCGAUGCUGGAACAAAUUCAGAAAAAUCUGUCGCGGGACAGCAUAGAAAGGCUAGUAAACGUAGACAGAAGAGGAAGAAGAAGAAGAAGAGUCUGGAAAGUACCAUGAGUACGGAUCAUUCCCAAGCUCAUCCAGAACAACAAGAGUCUACAAUAAUAAUUAAGAAAACAGAUCACCCUAAACAAGAAGAGCUAACCUCAACAACAGUCGCUGGCGGAACUAAUUCAGAACAGCAGCAGCAGCAAAAGCCUCAUAACCGUGAGGAGCUUGGGAAUACUUAUUCUGAGAAAGUGAUUCGGGCAGAAACACAAAGGCUCUUAACUGAAUUUGAACAACUAGAUCUAACCUCAACAACAGUCGAUGGAGAAACUCAUUCCAAGGAAGUCUCAACUGUAGAACCAAGGAAAACAAGGGAGCAACGGGAGGCUAUAUACAAAAGGGAGUUUUCUCAAAAUUGUGUCAAGGCUGCCAGAUUGAGUGAACGUGGUACUGUAAUCUACCGUUAUAUACCAACGCGGUCUUUUUGGAUGAGAAUGUGUCGUGAGGAAUGGGGAGUAACACUUGAAGAAACUACAACUUUAAUUAAAGAUAAUCGUUCUCAUCAUUUUUAUAUUGACAUCUGCGGUUCAUAUAUGGGAUAUGGGGUUAUUCUACGUGAUAGUAUGAAGAACCCAAUAGUUGCUCUUUCUAGCAUUUUGGAUCAUCAUAUUUCACAGUUUUAUUCUGAUUUGCAAGGGGUAUCCGAGGGUUUGAAACUUGCAAUAAAGUAUAACAUUCGUCACUUUGUUAUGGUUUGUAGUUCUCACUAUAUUCCUCAAUAUGUUAUGCGAAGUUGGGGAAAAAAAGAUGAAUGUUCUUGUCCAGCAAGAGAUGAUCCUGACAAUCCCGAAAAGAAAAAAAGUUAUUGCGUUGAUUGUUCAAGGAGUUUGUUACAUGAGAUUGGUGAAAAGGGGAACGCAGGCAAAAUAUUACCACUCAUUGAUGAAAUUUUUUACGAUGCUUUGGAGUUUAAAGGCUUUAUAUAUUUUAAUAUGCAUACUGAUGAAUUGUCAAGACUUAAAGCUGUUUGUCAUCUAGCAAAUUCGGGAAUGGAGCAGGAGCUGAGAUUACCUGAAAUUGAAGAGGAUGAAAAACUAGCAGAGAUUCUAUAUAAGGAUGUUUACCGUCACAUAUCUGAGGAGGAGGUGGUGCAGUAUCAACAGCUGAUGUUGCAGAAACAUUGACAAAAGGAUGAAAAAAUGGUACUCUCUAUGAGGAUGAUUACAGUCACUUAUCUGAGGAGGAGGUGUUGCAGUAUCAACAGCUGAUGUUGCAGAAACAUUGACAAAAGAUGAAAAAAUGGUACUCUCUAAAGAUGUUUAGCUCUUAGUAUUGUUAAUUCGAUAAUUUCUUGUUAUUAGUCAUACUGACAUAUGCUUAUGAAUGCAUUGCUUAAGUUAAACCUGCAUUCUCCUAACAUUCUAGAUUGAGUUUUGAAUGCUCUUAUAGUACAUCUUGAGCAUCUUUCUUGAAAUUACUUCUCUUUUGUCCA
Papaver somniferum (opium poppy) is the source of this 1957-nucleotide messenger RNA. RefSeq lists its product as uncharacterized. The record is from RefSeq and is a predicted model, not a curated record. Lineage: Eukaryota; Viridiplantae; Streptophyta; Magnoliopsida; Ranunculales; Papaveraceae. The coding region runs from base 93 to 1649 and encodes 518 amino acids. The transcript has 17 exons. Gene Ontology annotation, molecular function: nucleic acid binding; RNA-DNA hybrid ribonuclease activity.